GAAAUCACGGGUAACUUGGGAUCUGAAUAUGAGAUGGCGUUUCCAUGGCCCAUCUAGCAUAUUAGGCCCAUCUAGCCUCCCACGCCUUCAGGCUCAAGCGCAGUGCAGGCUGCUGAUACGCUCCGACCACAGCCGUCCUCCGCCAGGCACCCAGGCCGCCUCCGCCUCCCUCGCCAUCGCCAGUCGCUCGCCGCCUUGUCCUGCUCCCUCGCCUCUCCUGCUCGGUGCUCGCCAGUCGCCCCCGCUCCCUGGGCACCCGCGUCCCUUGGCUCACCCGACGCCGCCGGCCCACGGUUGGCCUGGCCCCCUCCCCCCUCGCCUGCUCUGCUGCGGCGCUGCUCGCCCGUCGCCCCGCUUCCCUGGCUCACUCCCUCUUUUCGGUCUCUGUCACCCUUCUCACGGAGGAACAAAGGAUCAGAAAUGGCUAUGCAGGCCACAAGGAGGCUAGCGUCUUUGAGCCUCCAACGACGCCUACUCCUUCUCUCUCAGACCGAGGCCCCAAGCAUCCCAACCGCGGCGGCGGCGGCCUUCCUCCACUCCCAUGCCACCAGCUUCGGGUACAAGCAGAUUCGCGAAGAGGAUAAGAGCAAAUUGGUUGGCAACGUGUUCAGCAGUGUGGCUUCCAGCUACGACCUCAUGAACGAUCUCAUGAGUGUCGGCCUGCAUAGGCUGUGGAAGGACAGGCUUAUUUCCAAGCUGAACCCCUUUCCGGCAAUGAAGCAUCUCGAUGUGGCUGGUGGAACAGGUGAUGUUGCUUUUCGUGUACUGGAAAGAAUUAAGAGUGUGAGUCACAGAGCUAUGCAGGGUACACUUACUGAAACCGAAGAAGACACCCACAUUUAUGUCUGUGACAUUAAUCCAAAUAUGCUAAAUGUUGGGAAAAAGCGUGCUGCAGAAAGAGGUUAUAGCGAAGAGCAUUGUCUUAGCUGGAUACAAGGAGACGCAGAAGCUCUGAGUUUUGAGGAUGGAUCUAUGGAUGGUUACACUAUUGCAUUUGGGAUCAGAAAUGUGACGCACAUUGAGAAAGCUCUAUCAGAAGCUUACAGGGUUCUAAAGCGAGGGGGGAGGUUCCUAUGCUUGGAGUUGAGUCAUGUGGAUGUCCCUGUUUUUAAAGAGAUUUAUGAUGUUUACUCGUUUUCUGUGAUUCCGACUAUUGGAGAGCUGGUUGCUGGUGAUCGGCAGUCGUACCAAUACUUGGUUGAGAGCAUCCGUCGGUUUCCAAAUCAGGAAAAGUUUGCUCAGAUGAUUCAGGAAGCCGGAUUCCAGAGGGUGGAAUAUGAGAACCUCGUGGGUGGUGUAGUUGCCAUUCAUUCUGGACUGAAACUGUAGAGCUGAAUACGGAUGGAUGUUUUUUAUCAUUCAUGCGUGCACCGCACCUUCUAAAAACAAUAAAUUCUACAAUAAGCAGUACUCCUGCAAUAUAUUUUGUUAAUGUUGUUUUUGAAAUGAAUUCUAUAACAUCAAACUGAUUUUAUUACAUAUCUCCUGCAAUAUAUUUUGAUAAAGAA
Molecule: messenger RNA, 1508 nt
Organism: Zea mays
Lineage: Eukaryota; Viridiplantae; Streptophyta; Magnoliopsida; Poales; Poaceae
Product: 2-methoxy-6-polyprenyl-1,4-benzoquinol methylase, mitochondrial
Exons: 9
Coding region: 421-1329 (302 amino acids)
Biological process (GO): ubiquinone biosynthetic process
Cellular component (GO): mitochondrion
Molecular function (GO): 2-methoxy-6-polyprenyl-1,4-benzoquinol methyltransferase activity
Source: RefSeq, a predicted model, not a curated record